Messenger RNA from Histoplasma mississippiense, 1377 nucleotides. RefSeq lists its product with no specific name. NCBI's taxonomy places the organism in Eukaryota, Fungi, Ascomycota, Eurotiomycetes, Onygenales, Ajellomycetaceae. The record is from RefSeq and is a predicted model, not a curated record. The transcript has 5 exons. Bases 1 to 1377 code for a protein of 458 amino acids. Gene Ontology annotation, molecular function: protein binding.
AUGUUUUACGCAGGGGAUUUACAAGGUGGCAUAGCUCUUGCAGUCAGCGAAGCCAAACAUGUUAUAUGCUUUGUCCGAGAUGACACAAACGAAAGCUUGAAAUGGGAGAAUGAGUAUUUAGCAAGUGAGGAGAUAACGACAUUAGUGAAAUCGAAAACAGUCUCUCUGCGGCUCCAAGCAGGUUCAGUAGAAGCAGGCUACUUAGCUUCGUUUUGCCCUAUAAGCAAAAUACCCGCGUUGGUAGUUAUAAAAAACGGCGUGGUUCGAGAAUAUAUCGUAUCUGGCGUCUCUGAGGAGGAUUUCAAGCGUCGAUUGAAAAAGGGCCUCGAAGAUUCCCGUGCACCAACUCCCCAGCUAGCACCGCAGCCAUCACAAAUAGAGAGUAAUAGUUCUCCUGGGGUAAUCACUCCGGUAUCCUCCGGCCCUCUUUCAACACAUACCCCAGACCAGGACUCGGAAUCUACGGAGGAGCAGUGGCAGGGAACUUCCGAACGUCAAAGGAGGGAAAGCAUACGAGCCGGCAAACGACGAGCCGAGACUAUCGAAGAGCCAGAAAAUGACCAAAAGGCUCCUCCAUCACAAACUCAGAGCUGGCUGUUAGAACAGCGGAAACGAGAACAACAGAAGAAAGAGGAACGGGAUCGAAUAUUAAACCAAAUCAAGCGUGACGCUGAAGAUCGGAAAGCGAGAGAGGAAUCACGAAAAGAAUCGUUCGUGUCGUCAACCAAUAAUGAAAACAAUACGCCAAGAACUGGAAACAAACAGCCGCAAGCGAAAUUUAAACCAAAUCAACUCCGCUUACAAAUACGUCUCUUUGAUGGCAGCUCAGUACGCUCGAGUUUCUCACCAACGCAGACCAUUCAAAAUGACGUUCGUCCCUGGCUAGAUAGCCAGCGCUCAGAUGGCGACACACCAUACAAUUUGAAACAGAUCCUCACGCCCCUCCCCAGCCGUACUAUAUCAGUCGCAGAAGAAAACCAAACGCUUGAGGAACUUGGGCUAGGCCCCACUGCAAAUCUCGUAAUGGUUCCAGUGCGCACAUACACAGAAGCGUAUGCCUCGGCGGAAGCCUCCCUUCCCGUUAGAGGGCUAUAUGCUGGUUAUGACCUUGUUACUGGAACCGUUGGUGCCAUAGCAGGGGCCAUAGGAUCAAUCCUAGGGAUAUCUCAGCAUCCAGCUGCAAAUACCGGGCCAGCAGCGGCUGAGCCACCAUCCGCAGCAGAGGGGCCUAGUAGAGCUAAUUUUCGGGGAGGUAGGAAUGGCAGAUCGAAUGUGAGAACUCUCCAUGACGGUGAUGAUGGUGAUGGAGAAGGCCGACAAUUUUAUAACGGGAAUCAGUUAAAUUUCGAGCCCCGUACGGAUCAAGAAAACGAGUAA